AUGACGACGACAACUAGAAGCAAGCGCAAUGCCUCUCCGGAUCCCCACUGUCUGCGAACUACUCGAUCUCAACUGGCAGCUGAUGUUAAUCUCCCCGGUGGUUUAGCGUUUAUCGAAAUGGGCGCCUCUUUGCGACGCAAAGUUUGGGAUCCGAUGAACGCGUUUGUUGAGGGAAUCAUCAAUUCGCAGAAUAUCGUUCCCGGAGAACAAAUCGAGGAUACGGAAUCGGGCUACUCGAAUCCCUAUCCGUCCACACGUGAUCAGCCCCCAAUGCAGCGGGUCCGAACGACCGAGGAAGCGGGUUUUUCCAUUGUUCAUAUGGUAGGUAUUUCGAGUUGUCCGUGA
This is a messenger RNA of Echinostoma caproni, 345 nucleotides long. The record is from the annotation of a GenBank genome assembly. Lineage: Eukaryota; Metazoa; Platyhelminthes; Trematoda; Plagiorchiida; Echinostomatidae.